AUGGCUAGCAAAGAAUCUGGACCCGCGAAGCCUUCUUUUUCCAGACCUGCUUAUCAGCUCACUCCGGAGCAGGUUGCUCAGGAACUCCAGACAAAUGUCGAUACAGGCUUGUCUCCAGCUCAAGCCGAGCAAGCACUUAGCAAGUACGGCCCAAACGAACUAGAUGGGGGCGAAGGGAUUCCUAUAUGGAAGGUCUUUGUCAAACAAAUUAGUAAUGCUAUGAUCUUGGUCCUCAUUCUUGCAAUGGCUCUGUCUUAUGGUGUCCAAGAUUGGAUCGAAGGUGGUGUUAUCACUGCCGUUAUUGCUCUCAACGUAACCAUUGGUUUCUUUCAGGAAUAUAGAGCUGAGAAGACAAUGGACUCUCUCCGAAGUCUCUCAAGCCCUACAGCUGCUGUCCUAAGAGACGGAAAUGUCGAACACAUCCCAAGCAAGACUGUGGUACCUGGUGAUAUCGUUGAAUUGAAGACGGGGGACGUCGUUCCCGCAGACCUCAGACUAUUUGAUGUCAUGAACUUCGAAACGGACGAAGCAUUACUCACUGGUGAAUCCCUACCAGUAAUGAAGGACCCUAUGUUGGAUCUCAACGAGGAGACUGGGGUUGGCGACAGGAUAAAUAUGGCCUUUUCUUCAUCGACGGUUACCAAAGGACGUGCUCGUGGUAUUGUCACUGGUACGGGUAUGGCUACUGAGAUCGGAGCAAUUGCAGAAUCCCUUUCUGGUAAAGACAAGAAGCCAAACCGAUCAAUGUCUCGUAAGAAGUACGGUACCCUUCAACCUGUCAAGGGUGCAGCUCUUAACACCUGGGAUGCUAUUGGUAAACUACUUGGGCUCACGGUUGGCACACCCCUUCAAAAGAAGCUGUCUAAAUUGGCAUAUGUCCUGCUUUUCUGCGCUAUCUUGCUUGCCAUUAUCGUGUUUGGUGUUAACAAGUUUAACGUCACUCAUGAAGUUACUAUUUAUGCUAUCUCGCUUGGUAUUGCCAUCAUUCCGGAGUCCUUAAUUGCUGUCUUGACCAUCACUAUGGCCGUCGGCAUGAAAAGAAUGGUCAAACGCAAGGUUAUUGUGCGCAAACUUGACGCUUUGGAAGCUCUUGGAGGUGUUACCAAUAUUUGCUCUGACAAGACUGGUACAUUGACUCAAGGAAAAAUGGUUACUCGUAAGGCUUGGAUUCCGGGUAUUGGAAUCUAUAGCGUCGACCGCACUGGCGAGGCCACCGAUCCGACAUCUGGUACCAUUCGCCUUGGGCCUGCACCUACUGCGGCUUCAGAGGCAGAUGCCGAAAAGGAAUACCAACGGAAACAGGAUGAACGUGAUCAAGCUCGUUCUGCUCUCGCAUUGAAGUUCGCCGAUGAACCUAGACCCCGAAAAAAGCCUGAAGUGCCAGAAAUGAUGCAGGAACAAGAAAAAGGAGAAAUAUCAGGGGAUCAAGAAGUGCCUGAAGUGGGAGCGGAGUUGGGGGCUUUCUUGCAGUCCUCUGCACUUUGCAACUUGGCAACUUUACGAUUUGAUGAACAGAAAAGCAUGUGGCAAGCUACCGGCGACCCAACAGAAAUUGCCUUGCAAGUUUUUGCACAUCGAUUCGACUAUGGGAAAAAGAAGCUUACCUCUGAUGGAUGGAAACAACUCGGUGAAUACCCUUUCGAUAGUGACGUCAAGAGGAUGUCUGUCAUCUUCCAGGAACCAAACGAGGGGAAAUACCUUAUCUUUGCCAAAGGUGCUGUUGAAAGGAUUCUUGAUCUCUGUACCGAUAUUGGAUUCGGAGAGAACACCCAGCCCAUGACCGAGGAGCUUAAGGAGGAAGUCACUCGACAAAUGUCGUUGCUCGCUGAUCAAGGAUUACGUGUUUUGGCAAUUGCUCGUAGAGUUGUUGAAAGCCCUCCUAAGGACUGGACCGAAUUUCCCCGAGACCAGGUUGAACGAGAACUCACGCUUAUGGGCCUUGCUGGGCUUUACGAUCCACCGCGUCUCGAGACCAAAGAUGCUGUCAGAGAAUGUACUGAGGCCGGUAUUCAGGUUCACAUGUUGACCGGAGACCAUCCUGGAACUGCUCGCGCCAUCGCUCGAGAAGUCGGGAUCAUUCCUAGAGACUUUGGAUCUUUCCCCCCAGAUGUUGCCAACAGUAUGGUCAAAACUGCUGCCGAGUUCGAUGCUCUUACAGAUGAAGAAAUUGACAAUCUUCCGACGCUACCGUUUGUCAUUGCUCGAUGUGCUCCCAACACCAAAGUUCGUAUGAUCGAUGCCCUCCAUCGAAGGAAUAGAUAUGCAGCGAUGACGGGAGAUGGUGUCAACGACUCUCCUAGUUUGAAGAGAGCUGAUGUUGGUAUCGCAAUGGGGCUUGGAGGGUCUGAUGUUGCAAAGUCUGCAUCUGACAUUGUGCUUACCGAUGACAACUUCGCUAGUAUCGUUAAUGCCGUUGAAGAAGGAAGAAGGAUGUUUGACAAUAUUCAAAAGUUUAUUCUUCAUCUUCUCGUUUCUAACGUCGGAGAAGUCAUCCUUUUGAUUAUUGGACUUGCUUUUCAGGACAAGAACAACCUCUCGGUCUUUCCGCUUGCACCUCUUGAGAUCCUGUGGAUCAACAUGUUGACAAGUUCAUUCCCCGCGUUUGGAUUGGGAUUGGAGGCUGCUUCUUCCGAUAUUAUGAGACGACCACCGCACGACUCUAAGAGGGGUGUUUUCACAAAACAAAUUCUCGUAGACAUGAUCGUAUACGGAACAAUUAUGGGCUCCUUAUGUCUUUGCACCUUUGUAAUCAUUGUCUUCGGCGUCGGCGACGGAAACCUUGGAGUAAACUGCAAUGCUUCCUAUACGCCAGAGUGUGACCUGGUCUUCAGGGCUAGAGGCGCCGUAUUUGCAGAGCUAACUUGGUUGAUUUUGAUUUCGGCAUGGGAGUUCAAGAGCAUUCGCCGAAGCAUGUUUAGACUCGACCCUUACCAAACGGAACACAAAUUCCCAUUUUUCAAGGAUAUUUACGAGAACAAGUUCUUGUUUUAUUCUGUCUUCAUUGGCGCCUUAUCUGUCUUCCCAGUCGUUUACAUUCCAACCUUGAACACGCAAGUGUUUAAGCAUAAAGGGAUCACUUGGGAAUGGGCGUUGUCUAUUGGUGCUGUUCCAAUUUUUAUUCUUGGAGUCGAACUAUGGAAAUUUACCAAGCGCUACACUGGCUGGUUUAACCGCGGCGAGUCUGAUAGAGUGAAAAAAGAUGCUUCACUCAGUUUGCGUCAAGGAUUCUUCACAAUGGCAAAGACCAUCACACAACCAAACUCAAUCCGAUCAAGGAGAAACUCAAUGAGUGGCGUCGGCUCCAGGACCACUACUAUGGAGAAGAGGCCGGCCGUCGGAGACGAGUUGGUUUAA
Molecule: messenger RNA, 3354 nt
Organism: Morchella importuna
Lineage: Eukaryota; Fungi; Ascomycota; Pezizomycetes; Pezizales; Morchellaceae
Exons: 7
Coding region: 1-3354 (1117 amino acids)
Biological process (GO): calcium ion transmembrane transport; intracellular calcium ion homeostasis
Cellular component (GO): plasma membrane
Molecular function (GO): ATP hydrolysis activity; P-type calcium transporter activity; ATP binding
Source: RefSeq, a predicted model, not a curated record